Drosophila subobscura is the source of this 1070-nucleotide messenger RNA. RefSeq lists its product as uncharacterized. Lineage: Eukaryota; Metazoa; Arthropoda; Insecta; Diptera; Drosophilidae. The transcript has 4 exons. Bases 46 to 855 code for a protein of 269 amino acids. The record is from RefSeq and is a predicted model, not a curated record.
AGCAUUUCUCGGGCCCAUUAUCAGCGGAUAUUUGUUGGAAACAUCAUGUCGAAAUGCGGUGAAACGACACCUCAAAUACCGCCUAGGCCUCGUUUGGAAGCCGAGACCCAAACAACGCCCCAGUACUCCUUCAGCGAUAUUGAACUUGUCGAGGAGGAGCAGGAGCAGACAACGCCGGAGUACUCUUACAGUGACAUCGAAGAGCAGGAGCUGGAGCUGGAGCUGGAGCUGGAGCUGGAGCUGGAGCAGCCUCUUGGGGUGCCCUCGAACUGGGGGGAGGUCUCCUACGAGCGCCGCAAGAAGAGGCUGCGGCACAGUCUGAAGGAGUGCUGCUUCUGUGUGGAUCUGCGGGUGGGCUGCUGCUUCAUGGGUUUCUUCGAGAUGUGCUCCUCGGCGAUGUGCCUGCUGUUUGGGGAAAGUAAUUUGCUGCUGUACAUUGGUCGUCUCGGCUACAUGGUGUACCUCAUCGGAUCGGCAAUGCUGAUGGUUGGCGCUCUGCUGGAAUGGCAGUGUCUCGUUAGGAUCUAUCUCUUCGCGAAUGUGGUGCAUCUGCUGCUGUGCCCCCUGUUCAUCGUUCAGCAUGCCCUGCGAACGUGUUUGUUUUGCUACUACGAAAUACUUUUCCUUUCUCUGCUACUGAACUCUUACUUGUACUUGCAGUCCUCGGUCUGUACUUUGAGCUGGUGGCCUACUCCUAUCUGGUGCAGAUGCAGUGGCAGCAUUCCCGUUUCUACAGGCCAUUUGGCCGAAUGGCAAGGGACGGCGUACGAAGAUACCGAAGGGAGGAUAUUGAGGAGGAAGAGCCUUCAGUGGAGAGUCAGCAGCAGAGCCAGCGCCCGAGCCAUGUGGAUUUGAUUGAAGAACCUUCCAAUUACCAGCAGUCAGUGCUGUAAGUCACAGAGCAACGGCGCUGUUAACGGCACAGAGCAAUCAGUGCUGUAAGUCGCAGAGCAACGGCGCUGUUAACGGCACAGAGCAACGGCGCUGUUACCGCUCUCAGUUAACAGUCUGCUCACGGCUCUCGUGAUAACAGCAAAGAAAUACUUCUACAGAGCGAUGUUUAAAACGAA